GAUAGUAGAAACAUUUUAGCAGACUUUGCGAUGGAAUAAAGUCUAAAUAGGUCAGGCUGCUUAUCAUCUCCUAUAACCUUAUGCGAGCCCGAAUUAAUUUUAUUUCUCUCAACCCGCCGAGGCACGCACAACCAAAACAUGACAUUUAGGUUCAUAUACAGAUGGGUUUUAAUGUUCCUGAUGCUACGUUUGAGCAGCUGUAGGAAGGAAAGCGCAGACUUGUGCUUCACAAUGAGGUAGACAUGGCCGCUGCCAUACAGACAUUGACUGAAAGGAUUGAGCAGUUGGAAGUUCGACAUGAAACCGAAAUACAAGCUCUGAAAGCAGGAUCCGUUGGCGGUUCAGUUUACACCAGAUGGGGAAGAACAACCUGCCCUCAGAACGGAACAGAGCUCGUGUACGAUGGUUUCACGGCAGGAAAUACCUACGACCAAAAUAGAGCUGCAGAUUACAUUUGUCUUUCGGGUGAUCCGAUAUGGGGUGUGUAUAGUGAUUCUCCUCUGACAUAUUCACCGAAGAUAUACGGAACUGAAUACGAAAUGCCUGAAUAUAGUGCAGGGGGUACCAAAUUCUUCGGAAGCAAUAUGCACGACCAUGAUGUCCCAUGCGCUGUGUGCAGAUCCAGCCGCCCAACCACCGUGAUGAUUCCCGGUAGAAACCAGUGAUACCCGGGCUGGACGAUGGAAUAUGCAGGCUACCUGGUAUCUAGUCUAAGUGAACAUGUAUCACCGACUAAUUACGCUUGCCUUGAUACUCAACCAGAAGUUGAACUGGGAGAUGCUGAAGACAAGAAUGGUAAAGUGAUGUAUAUUGUGGUAGCAGCCUGCGGAUCUCUGAAGUGUCCACCAUACGUUCAAAGCCGAGAGAUCACAUGUGUUGUUUGCUCAAAAUAACCAUUUCAUGUCGUUUUGUAACUUCGUAUACAGCUAAUGGGCUGAGAUGCAUAUCACCAGUUUGUUUUGUCAACGCAGUUAUUAUAUGAUACUUAGCGAAAAUAGAAAACAUAUACAUUAAA
Dreissena polymorpha is the source of this 1015-nucleotide messenger RNA. RefSeq lists its product as uncharacterized. The coding region runs from base 243 to 665 and encodes 140 amino acids. The transcript is spliced from 3 exons. The record is from RefSeq and is a predicted model, not a curated record. NCBI's taxonomy places the organism in Eukaryota, Metazoa, Mollusca, Bivalvia, Myida, Dreissenidae.